This is a messenger RNA of Glossina fuscipes, 2121 nucleotides long. It is a transcript of the gene CCT8, whose product is annotated as T-complex protein 1 subunit theta. Bases 122 to 1780 code for a protein of 552 amino acids. Gene Ontology annotation, molecular function: ATP binding; ATP hydrolysis activity; ATP-dependent protein folding chaperone. The transcript is spliced from 3 exons. The record is from RefSeq and is a predicted model, not a curated record. Lineage: Eukaryota; Metazoa; Arthropoda; Insecta; Diptera; Glossinidae. Gene Ontology annotation, biological process: protein folding. Gene Ontology annotation, cellular component: chaperonin-containing T-complex.
CGUGUGAAUACUUCGAGUACUUUGGUGUUAAGAAGAAGACAUUAUUUUGCGGCAUACCAAUAAUUGAGGUUAACAUUUCCUAUUUUUAUUACAAAGAAGAGAGAAGAAAUCUGUGGAAAAAAUGGCGUUAUCUGUUCCAAAAGCUCCUGGUGUAUCCCAAAUGUUAAAAGAGGGAGCACGUAUGUACACCGGAUUAGAAGAAGCUGUCUACCGUAAUAUAGAUGCGUGCAAGGAGUUUGCCCAAACAAUGCGUUCUGCCUAUGGCCCUAAUGGUAUGAAUAAAAUGAUUAUUAAUCACAUUGACAAGCAAUUUGUUACCAGCGAUGCUGGUACUAUAAUGCGUGAAUUGGAUGUAGAACAUCCCGCGGCUCGUCUUAUGGUUAUGGCGAGCGAAAUGCAAGAUGCCGAAGUAGGUGAUGGAACUAAUUUUGUUGUAAUAUUUGCGGGGGCCCUUUUAGAAAAAGCGGAAGAGUUAUUACGUUUGGGUAUCACCACAAGCGAAAUUGCUGAUGGCUAUGAAAAGGCUUUAGCUAAAGCCUUAGAAGUUUUACCUAAACUUGUGUGUCAUGAUAUACGCGACUGCCGUAACGUUGAAAAUGUCAAAAAAUGUCUAAAAGCUUCCAUUAUGUCUAAACAGUAUGGUCAAGAAGACUUCCUAACCGAUCUUGUCGCCAAAGCCUGUGUUGCCAUAUUACCUGACAAUGCCACCUUUAAUGUGGACAAUAUAAGAGUGUGCAAAAUUGUGGGCUGUGGCCUAACAAAAUCUGAAGUAGUUCACGGAAUGGUCUUUAAGAGAUUUGUAGAGGGAGAUGUUACGUACGCUGAGAAUGCAAAAGUUGCGAUAUUCUCUUGUCCUUUGGAUAUUAUACAAACCGAAACCAAGGGGACAGUUCUUAUAAAAACCGCUGAUGAAUUGUUAAAUUUCUCGGCCGGCGAGGAGAACCUCUUGGAAGCACAAAUAAAAGCUAUUGCCGAUGCAGGAGUUAAAGUUGUAGUCGCUGGUGGUAAAGUAGGUGACAUGGCUUUACAUUACCUUAAUAAGUACGGCUUAGUGGCAGUUCGUUUAAAUUCCAAAUUUGACAUAAGACGUUUAAGUCGGGCCGUAAAUGCUACCGUGCUGCCACGGAUUACCACACCUACCCAAGAAGAGCUCGGGCACUGCGAUAAAGUUUGCAUAGAAGAAUUGGGCGAUACUACCAUUGUAGCGUUCAGAAAUGAAGGCAAAAACUCUCGUAUUUCCACUAUAGUGAUUCGCGGAGCUACUGACAAUUAUUUGGAUGACAUUGAAAGGGCGAUUGAUGAUGGUGUUAAUAAUUUUAAAGCCCUGUCAGCGGAUGGGCGUUACCUUCCUGGUGCAGGAGCCACCGAAAUUGAAUUGGCAACUCAAAUUUCUUCUUUUGCUGACACCUUACCGGGCUUAGAGCAAUAUGCUGUGAGACGUUUUGCCACUGCUUUAGAAGUAUUGCCUAAAGCGUUAGCCGAUAAUUCGGGUCUAAAUGGUACCGAAGUGGUAAACCUCUUGUAUUUGGCUCACAGAGAAGCCAGUGGUAAAAACGUAGGUGUUAAUAUUGAAGCUGAAAAGCCAGAGACUAUGGACGUCACUGAAGGUGCAGACGAUGAAAAACCGAAAAUUUAUGAUUUAUAUCAAUGCAAGUAUUGGAGUUUAAAAUACGCUGUCGAGGCUGCUGUCACCAUACUAAAAGUCGAACAAAUUAUUAGGGCUAAAAGGGCUGGUGGACCAACAGCCCCUCAAGCAGCUGGCAGUGAUGAUGAGAACUAAAGUUAACAUCAAACUUCCUCCUCCUCAAAGCCUCUCAUUAAAUGUCUUAUUUUCUCCUCCGAAUUUCAAGCAUUCUAUUAUCAUUUGUUUUUACCUAUUCAAGAAAAUUAACAUUUUGCGUUUUAAGUAAUCGUCAACUCAUUUAAAGCCAACGGAGAAGCCAUCUCAUCGUUUAACUCAAGCGUUCAAUUUAAAGUCAUUGCAGUAUAAUGGAUUCGAUACAUCUAUCCUACUGCUUACGCCAUGAAAUCAACGAGCUCAAAACCCCUCUAAUGUGAUUUCAAACAACAUUAACAAAUUUAACUUUUUCUAAUCUUGUGGAAAUUAUAUAAUUAAUUUGU